GACAUGGAGGCGUGAAUCAACUUGGGGGUGUUUUUGUGAACGGUCGCCCCCUCCCCGACGUCGUUCGCCAAAGGAUCGUGGAGCUCGCCCACCAAGGGGUCCGGCCGUGUGACAUCUCCCGGCAGCUCCGCGUCAGCCAUGGCUGUGUCAGCAAAAUACUUGGCAGGUAUUACGAAACUGGGAGUAUUAAGCCUGGAGUGAUUGGAGGAUCAAAACCAAAGGUCGCCACGCCCAAAGUUGUCGAAAAAAUCGCAGAGUACAAACGCCAAAAUCCCACCAUGUUUGCCUGGGAGAUCAGGGACAGACUCCUUGCUGAGCGAGUGUGUGACAACGACACCGUGCCCAGCGUCAGCUCCAUUAACAGGAUCAUACGGACGAAGGUGCAACAGCCACCCAAUCAGCAGGUCCCAGCCUCCAGCCACAGCAUAGCCUCCACAGGAUCUGUCACUCAGGUGUCCUCUGUCACCACCGACUCUGCAGGCUCAUCCUACUCCAUCAGUGGGAUCCUGGGAAUCGCCUCCCCUGGCACUGAGAGCAACAAGCGCAAGAGGGAUGAAGGUAUUCAGGAAUCUCCAGUACCGAAUGGCCAUUCUCUCCCGAGCAGAGAUUUUCUCCGGAAACAGAUGCGAGGAGACCUUUUCACCCAGCAGCAGCUAGAAGUGUUGGAUCGUGUCUUCGAGAGGCAACAUUACUCCGACAUUUUCACAACAACUGAGCCCAUCAAACCAGAGCAGGCAACUGAAUACUCAGGCAUGGCCUCGCUAGCUGGUGGAUUGGAUGACAUGAAGGCCAAUAUAACCAGCCCUACUUCUGCGGAUUUGGGAGCAAGUGUCCCUGGGCCUCAGUCCUAUCCUAUCGUCACAGGUAAGCAAUUUUCCAGCACUGAUAAGUGUCAUGAAAUGUUUCUGCCUGCAGGAUGA
Messenger RNA from Acanthisitta chloris (rifleman), 920 nucleotides. RefSeq names its product paired box 5 (gene PAX5). Gene Ontology annotation, biological process: anatomical structure development; regulation of transcription by RNA polymerase II. The annotation marks the transcript as partial. NCBI's taxonomy places the organism in Eukaryota, Metazoa, Chordata, Aves, Passeriformes, Acanthisittidae. The record is from RefSeq and is a predicted model, not a curated record. Gene Ontology annotation, molecular function: RNA polymerase II cis-regulatory region sequence-specific DNA binding; DNA-binding transcription factor activity, RNA polymerase II-specific. The transcript is spliced from 6 exons.